AUGGCUGGCCCUGGAGUUUGCAUCCCCUUGGUGAAUGGUAGGACGAUGCACCUCCCCCUGGGUUGUGCUUUCCGCCCCACCGAGGGAGAGCUUGUUGUCAACUAUUUGUACCGCCGGGCAAUUCAGGUGCCACUAGCUUCUCACUUCAUUACUGAUGUUGACAUCAUGCGCCACAACCCCUGGGAUAUUGUCCCUGCGGAGGAGAAGGUGACCGGGAAGCACUUCUUCACCCGUAAGGAGAGAAAGCGCCCUGGUGACAGCCGCAGCAACCGCGCCGCGGGUGACGGUUUUUGGAGAUCGACAGGGCCAGAAGCAGCAGUAUACCACAAUCCCGGUGACAGUGGCGGUGAAGUGCUGGUGGGGAUGAAGCGCACCUUGGUGUUCCACUACGGGAAAUCUUCGUCGUCCGCUGAGAGCACCGAAUGGGCGAUGCAGGAGUUUCGUCUUGCCGGUUGUUGCCUCUUGCCUGGCCAUGUGACAGGGCCUGCCACAGGUGAUAGCUCCAACCCAUCGUGCAUCAGCACCCAAGUGACCAUUGCCAUGAAAAACGAUGGCCAGGAUCUGUCGGCAGCACAUACUCAUGACACCCCCCUUGGGAAAACCAUGGUCGUUGAGCCUGACAGUUCUUGGCUGAUCUGUCGCAUCUACAAGAAGAGGCAGCGUGCGCCACAUGUGAUCAUCCCUCCAUCCAUUGGCGAUGCAAGGGAAGUUGUCCUCGCCCUACCAGCUAUUGUCAAUGCAGGUAGAGGCCGAUUCCGCUACGUUGACUUCCCAGGGCAGCCGUCUUUUGAGGAGGGGACUGAUGAGUCUCCUGAUGUCCACGACGACAAGGCUGCUGAUGGCCCUGGCAAAAACUAA
Oryza brachyantha (malo sina) is the source of this 858-nucleotide messenger RNA. RefSeq names its product NAC transcription factor NAM-B1-like. The record is from RefSeq and is a predicted model, not a curated record. Gene Ontology annotation, molecular function: DNA binding. Lineage: Eukaryota; Viridiplantae; Streptophyta; Magnoliopsida; Poales; Poaceae. Gene Ontology annotation, biological process: regulation of DNA-templated transcription. Bases 1 to 858 code for a protein of 285 amino acids. The transcript has 3 exons.